UGAAGCUUCAAAGGAUAAUCAGUCCUUUUUACGCUAUACUGAUGUUAUGUUCUUGAUAGGAAAGAGUGGACUUUAUUGUAGGCAUUUUACGCGAAUGGACAGAUCAGAUACAUCCGGAUUUGUGAGUGGUGGAGUUAACUUGGUGAAAAGUUUUCAUGCUCUCUUCAUUUUGAUCUAUAGAUACCUUUAGACAUAAUCAGUUUACUAUAUUUUAGUACUUAGUACUUACCCAACCAACUUCACAAAAAUGUUAUACAAUAAACCAAAAAUCGAUCUCAAUAAUAACCUUGCAGCCUUUAGUUGUGAUGGAUUUAGUGACAAUGAUCAUAGUGAUGAUACCACUUUACGUUUGGAAUGUUUCGGUAAUUAUGCUGGAAGCAAAGCAAUAUCUAGAAAACAGAACAGUAAAACUUCACCCAAUGGUUCUGGGUUGGUCCUCGGGUUAGGGCCUACACCAAGUAAUUAUUCAAGUGAAGUCGAAUCACUUUUAAAACUUGGUCUUUCUAGUUAUUCUAGUAGUAGUUUGAAAAGUGAUAUUAAUUUGUAUUUUAACCAUCAAAGUGUAUCUAUUGAAGUUAAUAAUAGAUUUGGGAUUUCUGUUCUUGAUGAGGGAUCUACCUCGGCAAAAAAGUCAGGUGGCUAUAUGCCAUCCCUUCUGUUUGCUCCAAGAAUUAGUACUACUACACUGCAAAAACGGAAAGUUUCUGAGCCCGAACCAUCAGUGGCCUCGGAUUAUAGUACAGGAUCAACAUCAGAUAACAAAACAAGCAGCAAGAAAUGUAAGUUUUCAGGGUGUGGGAAAGGGGCAAGAGGAGCAACAGGUCUUUGUAUUAGCCAUGGUGGUGGUCAAAGAUGUCAGAAACCAGGAUGUAACAAUGGAGGAGACAGCCAAACGAGCUAUUGCAAGUCUCACGGUGGAGGGAGAAGAUGUGAUCAUUUUGGGUGUGUGAAAAGUGCAGAAGGUCAGACCGUAUUUUGCAUUGCACAUGGCGGUGGGACACGGUGUAGCCAUUCACAAGGAUGCAGUAAAUCAGCUAGAGGUAAGUCGGGUUUAUGCAUAAAACAUGGUGGUGGAAAGAGGUGUUUGAUGGACAGCUGCACCAGAAGUGCUGAAGGAAAAAAAGGUUUGUGCAUAUCUCAUGGUGGAGGUAGGAGAUGUCGGUUUCAUGGAUGUAAAAAUGGAGCUCAAGGAAGUACUAUGUUCUGUAAAUCCCAUGGUGGCGGUAAACGUUGUGUGUUUAGUGGUUGUACUAAAGGCGCAGAAGGUACUACUCCUCUUUGUAAAGCACAUGGUGGCGGAAAAAGGUGUCUAUAUGAAGGAGGAGGGAUUUGCCCAAAAAGUGUACAUGGAGGAACUAAUUUUUGUGUGGCUCAUGGCGGUGGAAAAAGAUGUGGAGUGCCGGGCUGUACUAAAAGUGCCCGUGGCAGGACUAAUUGUUGUGUGAAACAUGGUGGAGGGAAGCGGUGCAAACACGAGAAAUGUACUAAAAGCGCCCAAGGUAGCACGGAUUUCUGUAAGGCACACGGAGGUGGGAGGCGUUGUAUUUGGGGCGGAGAUGGUAAAUGUGAGAAACUUGCUAGGGGAAAAGGCGGUUUCUGCACAGCCCAUGAUAGCAUCGGCAAAAAAACUGAAGUAAGAAACAACAGUUUUCAUGGUAUCGCGCCUCACCUUUUCCAUGGGCUCGUUUCUUGUUCGCUAGACAAUGAAUCGUUGUCGGGUGUCAGUAUGGUCUCCAACACUACUACCAACUGGUUAGACAAUGACAACCCAUAUAAAAAACGACAACUUAUUCCGCCACAGGUACUAGUUCCUUCAUCAAUGAAAUCAUCAUCGUCUUCAUCAUUCAGCAAAAGAUCGAGCUCAAAGAGCAACGAGCUUGUGGUUCCAGAGGGACGGGUCCAUGGCGGAGGUCUACUUUCAUUACUCGGCGGAAACUUACAGAAUGCUGUUAUUGAUGGGAUGAUCUAAUGACCAAAGUUUUCUAUUUUCCAUUGUAGCAAAGAGCAAAUAAUCAAAGAUGUUAUUUAGUCAUAUUUGUUUAUAAUGUUUUGUCCCACAUUACAAGAAGAGGAAACUAGUUUCUGGUUUAUAGCAAUUUUAUUUUGUC
This is a messenger RNA of Erigeron canadensis, 2108 nucleotides long. RefSeq lists its product as uncharacterized. The transcript has a single exon. Lineage: Eukaryota; Viridiplantae; Streptophyta; Magnoliopsida; Asterales; Asteraceae. The record is from RefSeq and is a predicted model, not a curated record. The coding region runs from base 248 to 1969 and encodes 573 amino acids.